GGCAAAGUGUUGCGGCCGCCGCCAUUUUCUUGAGCCGCCUGUCUCGAGUGCCGCCAUGUUGGUGAGGAGAAAUCACCGUUACUGCCACAGUCCAAAUCCCCUCGUCGCUGCACUGCCGCCCGCCCGCUCCCACGCCACAGCCUCCGGCGGUGAAUAGAGACUAGAGCGGCAGCGCGGGGCCGUGGCCCAGUGUUUGCAGUUAGAGCCCCAUCUCUCUGGCGUGCUUGUUAAUAGACUGGAAAGUCUGUGUCUGUGUCGCUCACUAGUAACCGUGAGUUUUUACCACUUCGGCACCCGUCGGCGGCGGCCGGGAGCAGGUACCUGCCGGCGGCGCAGGGGUCCUCCCCGUGCCCCGCCGCCGCCGCCGCCGCCGGCCUCCAGACCUGCCCUCCAGCCCCGCCCCGUUCUUGACCAAACAUGACAGACUCUGAACAUGCAGGGCACGACAGAGAAGAUGGUGAAUUAGAAGAUGGUGAAAUAGACGAUACAGGAUUUGAAGAAACACAAGAUAAGGAAGCAAAAGAGAAUGAAAAGCAGAAAAAUGAGAAAGCCUAUAGAAAAUCAAGAAAAAAACACAAGAAGGAAAGAGAAAAGAAGAAAUCAAAAAAAAGAAAACAUAAGCAUAACUCCCCAUCUAGUGAUGGUAGUUCAGACUACAGUCUUGAUUCAGAUGUUGAACAUACAGAAAGUUUCCAUAGAAAAAGAUCUGGUUUCUACAGGGAUUAUGACAUUCCAUUUUCUCAGCAUGGACAUAUAUCAGGGAGCCAUGGGUCACUGAAGAAGAGUCCACAUAACAAAAAGUUUAAAAAUAAGGAAUAUGAUGAGUACAGCACCUACAGUGAUGACAACUUUGGUCACUACAGUGAUGACAACUUUGGCUACAUCCAGGAAGCAGAGGAAGAUUUUUCCAGUCUGAAACACUACAGACAAGCUAAAGAAUCCUCAAAUAGUACUUCAGGGUCAUCAUAUUCUAAAGAUGCAGGGAAAAAACAGAGAACAAAAGGAAGUCAGCAAGGUACUGAAUAUCGGGUUAAAAGCUUUAAUAUUGGUCAUGGGCGUGGUAUGCCGAAAAAAAUCAAACGAAAAGACCGUGGAGGAAGAGUCAGUAAAGGGCCUAAUGUCUUUUCAGGAAUGGAUGACUUUCAAGAGUAUAGUAAACCUAUGAAAAAAUGGAAGGUUAUGACUCAGGAGUUUAUUAACCAGCACACAGUGGAACACAAAGGAAAACAAAUCUGCAAGUACUUCCUGGAAGGGAGAUGUAUUAAGGGAGAUCACUGCAAAUUUGAUCAUGAUGCUGAGUUGGAGAAGAGAAAAGAGAUCUGCAAAUUUUAUUUACAGGGAUUUUGUACCAAAGGAGAGAACUGCAUCUAUAUGCAUAGUGAAUUUCCAUGUAAGUUUUACCACAGUGGAGCAAAAUGUUACCAAGGAGACAACUGUAAAUUUUCUCAUGAUGAGCUGACCAAGGAAACAAAGAAACUUUUAGACAAAGUGUUGAAUGCUGAUGAAGAACUCAUCAAUGAAGAUGAAAGAGAAUUAGAAGAACUUAGAAAGCGUGGCAUAGCUCCACUCCCUAAACCACCUCCAGGAGUUGGGCUUCUGCCAACCCCACCAGAGCAUUGCCCCUUUUCUGAUCCUGAAGAUGAUUUUCAGACAGAUCUCUCUGAUGAUUUCAAGAAAAUACCAUCUCUUUUUGAAAUAGUUGUAAAACCUACUGUGGAUUUAGCACAUAAAAUUGGGAAGAAGCCACCAGCAUUUUAUAAUAGUGCCUCACCACCAGGACCACAGUUUCAGGAAAGCAGCCCAUGUGCACAACAUACGUACAGUUCUGAGUCAAGUCCAGGUCCUGGACCUAAUGUGCCUCAGGGAUGCAGUAGUCCUGAAAUGCACCCAGGUUCCCCUGGACAUCACUCGUGUGUAGGACCUUCUGGUCUACCAGUACAACACAGCCCACCUUUGCCAACUGGCCCACCUGAAAUUGUCCCUCACAGUCAGUCUGGAGGACUUGUUCAGCUGGAUACACCACCAAGUAUGGGUGGAGGUUAUUCUCCAGGCUUCCCAGGACAUGUGAUGAAAGUCCCCAGAGAGAAUCACUGUUCUCCAGGUUCUUCAUACCAGCAAAUGCCUGGUGAAAUACAGCUCAACACCAAUUAUGAGUCCCUGCAAAACCCAUCUGAGUUUUAUAAUGAUUACUACUCACAGCAUGUGGUACAUAAUUUUCAGUCAUCCAGCAACUGUGGUGAUGAGAUAUGGCACGAGGAAUUUGCCCAGCAGCAGCCUCCCAUUGUUCAGGACUCACUUAAUCUUGGGAGUGGGCCUGACACCAGCAGCAGCAUGACAGCCCACUGCCCUUUGUCUGCUGCAGGGCUCCUCCCUGCAGUACAGAGAGCGCUUUUUGUCCGACUGACUCAGAGACACCAAGAUGAUGAAGAGCCUGCUAGCACCCAGCCUCACAGAGCACCUAGCAAAGAAGAAGAUGAUACAGUGAACUGGUAUUCCAGUAGUGAAGAGGAAGAAGGAAGCGGUGUUAAGUCAAUACUGAAGACAUUACAGAAACAAACCAGAACUUUACGGAAUCAGCAACAGCCUUCCACAGAACUCAGCACUCCUACGGAUCCAAGGCUUGCUAAAGAAAAAAGUAAAGGAAAUCAAGUGGUUGAUCCUAGACUUAGGACCAUCCCAAGGCAAGAUGUUAGAAAGCCUUCUGAGUCUGUCCCGGGGGAUCUUAGACUUGCGUGGGAUCCAAGGAAACUAAGAGGAAAUGCAAGUGGACACACAGGCUCUGCAGCUGGUGGAGCCAAGCUUGAUGGACACCAUGCAAAUUCUGGCACAAGUCUCAAACACAGAAAAGGAGAGGAUGAUGAUGAAGACACAGAAAGGGAACUGAGAGAAAAAGCCUUCUUAAUACCUUUUGAUGCUUCCCCUGGUGUAGUGCUCCAGGAUCCAAGGUCGCAGUUAAGACAGUUCAGUCACAUCAAAAUGGACAUUAUCCUAACCAAACCCAACUUUGCAAAACACAUUGUGUGGGCUCCAGAAGACUUACUUCCAGUACCUUUACCUAAACCGGAUCCAGUAUCUUCAAUCAAUUUACCUCUGCCUCCUCUUAUAGCAGACCAGAGGCUCAAUAGGUUAUGGAAUACAAAAAGUGAUCUUCAUCAAAGCACCCUGUCCCUUGAUUCAAAAUUAGCAGCUAAAGCCAAAAUGAAUCCAGCAAACAGAGAAGGCUGUUUAGAACAAUUUGGAGACCUACAUAGUUCAGGAAGUAAAUUAGGAAAUCCAAGGCUUCAGAAAACUUUUGAUCCUAGGCUUCACAGACUGCCUAACACAGAGUCUCAUCAACCAGUUAUGAAGGACUCACAUACAUCAAAGAGUGCCCCUCAUUUAGCGAGACCCAACCCUAGCUCAUCCCAGUCCUCAACAGCAGUGACUAGUAAUGCUAGUCCUGGGGCUCUGCCUCCAUAUGCCCCUAAACUCCCCUCUUCCACUGGCCUUCCACUGGGAACUCCGAGUUCUGUAAUUGGUGGUAUUAGUUUGUAUGACCCUAGGGAGAAGGGUUCAUCAUCUACUGCAGAGCUAGCAACAGUUUCUUUAGGAGAAAAUGUAGAGAACCAGAAACAGAGUGGUGGUUUAAAACAUAGUGACAAAAAUGAACCUUCUCCUGGAGAAUCAAUUCUACCGCAGAAAGCCACUCCAAACUUGGAAGUCCCCCUUGAUGGGCCAGCUGACAUGCAGGCAGAUACACUCAGGAGUGCCAGUAAGGUUCAGGUCCCAGCAGUGCAUAGUCUUCCUAUUCAAGCCUUGGCAGGUUUAAUUAGACCCCCAUAUGGUGAUCCAAGACAGGCAAGGCAGCCAGGGCAGGUAAGCCCAACUCUAGAUAAUGAUCCCAGUAGAGAAACAGACGACAAGUCUCUGAAAGAGGUUUUUAAAACUUUUGAUCCAACAGCUUCACCAUUUUGUUAGCUAUUAUGUAAUCAAGCAGUUCUUUUCCCUCCUGUGACUCGCAAUUCUCUACUGUUUUGUAACAGGUUUACCUCUAUAGUUUAUUUAUUUUUAAAUUAUAAACAUUUUUCAGCUGCUAGUAUCAGAACCACACGAAAUUAUAUCCUCUAAAGCCUGUGGUAUUUUAUAUAAUAUUUUUAUAACUUUAAAAGACUGUAGUAUAGAAACACAUUAUCAUGCUAGCUUCAGUAAAAGUACUUUUAUUGUAAAUAAUUCAUCAUGAAUUCAAUGCUCUGCCUGAAUAUAUGCCAAUUGUCUUUUGUAAUUAAUGUUUAGAUAUAAAUAAUUACCACUUUUAUAUAUUAUUGAUUAGAUUCAAGCAAUAUGAUGAUACACGUUACUUUUGAGAAACAGUAUUUUGACUAGGACCCUAUUUGUCAGCAAAGGACUGAUUAGUAUGUAAUGCCAACCACUAACAUGUAAUGAAAUAAAGAGAACAUUUUUAAUCAUAAUUAGCAGCACAGUUCAUGUUUAAGGGCAUCACUUUUAUUAGUAUUGGCAAUACCAUUUGUGUAAAUGAAGCAUUCAAAUGUCAUAGCUUUUAAAAGUAUUUUAUCGUAUACUGUAUCAUAGACGUUGGAGGUAUAUAAAUAAAAUGUUUUGCUAAAGUGAAAAUUUUCCAAGUCUUCUAGCAUAACUUUUAAAUAUUUUUUUUCAUAUGGAAUAGUAUGAGUUUACUUCUGUGUUAUAUUGUGAUGAUUAUGUAUUUAAGUGUUUUUGUCAUUAGCAGCAUAAUUUAUAUUUUUCAAAUGAUGUAACUGUAAUAACUGAUCAUGACUGGCUAUUUUUAACAAAAAUCAUAAAAUAUCCAGUGAAUCAGUAGUGGUUAUUACAUGGAAAAUGCUUAAAUUCUAGGCCCUAUAUUUUUUCGUACAUAGCAAGAAAACACAGAUGGCAGGUGUAGUUAACUGUAUAAGGUUACAAUAAACAAUCUUCAUGAUCUUA
Jaculus jaculus (lesser Egyptian jerboa) is the source of this 4941-nucleotide messenger RNA. RefSeq names its product zinc finger CCCH-type containing 6 (gene Zc3h6). Gene Ontology annotation, molecular function: RNA binding; metal ion binding. NCBI's taxonomy places the organism in Eukaryota, Metazoa, Chordata, Mammalia, Rodentia, Dipodidae. The record is from RefSeq and is a predicted model, not a curated record. Gene Ontology annotation, biological process: negative regulation of DNA-templated transcription. Gene Ontology annotation, cellular component: nucleus. The transcript is spliced from 12 exons. Bases 418 to 3957 code for a protein of 1179 amino acids.